Molecule: messenger RNA, 376 nt
Organism: Bradysia coprophila
Lineage: Eukaryota; Metazoa; Arthropoda; Insecta; Diptera; Sciaridae
Product: Ubiquinol-cytochrome c reductase 6.4 kDa subunit
Biological process (GO): mitochondrial electron transport, ubiquinol to cytochrome c
Cellular component (GO): mitochondrial inner membrane
Source: RefSeq, a predicted model, not a curated record
CCGAUUGUCUGACAUUUGUAUAACCGCAUCAGAAUUUUAUUCGGCCGUGGUUGAUUAUUAUUAUUUUCUCUGUGGAGAUUCGCGAAUUUCUGUCUGCACUUUUGCUGCUAAUCCAUCAACGAAAAUGAUUCGAAUUCCGUUUGGUAAACGUCAUGCUGAAAUAGCGACCCGCUGGAUUCCCUCACUAGCAACCUUCGGUGGGGCAGCAAGCUUGGGUCUAUUUUACUUCACCGAUUGGAAGGUUGUGUGCAGAUACAUCCCAUUUUACGGUGGAAAAUACAACAAAGAAGAAUAAGCAUGGGAAAUGAUGGAAAAUUCUAGUUAAAUUUACUGUAAAAAACUAAGAAAAAAUAAAAUAAAAUUUCGAGAGAAAAAA